Acyrthosiphon pisum (pea aphid) is the source of this 5457-nucleotide messenger RNA. RefSeq names its product transcription factor Sox-2-like. Gene Ontology annotation, molecular function: DNA-binding transcription activator activity, RNA polymerase II-specific; RNA polymerase II cis-regulatory region sequence-specific DNA binding. Gene Ontology annotation, cellular component: nucleus. The record is from RefSeq and is a predicted model, not a curated record. Gene Ontology annotation, biological process: brain development; neuron differentiation; positive regulation of transcription by RNA polymerase II. Bases 552 to 1973 code for a protein of 473 amino acids. The transcript has a single exon. Lineage: Eukaryota; Metazoa; Arthropoda; Insecta; Hemiptera; Aphididae.
AGUCUCGUUCAGCCGUUCGCGUAGUCGCACAACGGCAGUCGUACACGUUCAACGCUCGUUCCGCACGUCACGCGCGCCACCACGGUCUCUGUUUGUUAAAAAUUCUCGCGCGCGCGUGUGUCUCCUUACGCCGCCGCCGCAGCCGUGUGUUCUCGCCGCGCCACACACAUGACACCGUUUGUCCGUGCGUUGAUCGCGUGUUCGUCGUCGCCGCAUUCGUCGUAGUGUUCAUUUCGUUUACCCGUACGCAACAAUAUUACAAUAUUUUUUUUCAUUUUUUCGUUAUUUUUUCGUUUUUACGGUCCAAAGGGAUUUCCGUUCAAUUUUUCGUGUGACUUUCGCGUGGAUGACACCGCUGAACUGACCAGGUCGCGCAGCAGUUGCCGACGACAUCGCACCGCCGCCGCCGCACCACCGCGGGCGGACACAGUCGCGCGCGCCCGUCGCCCGCGUUCUUCACCACGCACGGUAAAUACCCGACGAUAAUUGACAAUAAUCCGUACCCGCAGUCGCGUCGCCGACCGCACACGACCACUGCAACGAUAAAUAAAAUGCUAAUGGACGCCGAAAUUAAAAACUGUUCCGGCCUGUUGGCUGGCGGAGUUCACCACGCUUCCGCACACAUGGGCCACACGUACGGUAAUCUCAACCAGAUGGGCAUGUUGGCCGGUAUCGGGUCCGCGGGCGUCGUACUCGGCGGACCGCAGGGUGGUGGACAGCAGCCGCUGUCGUCGCCUCCGCCUUCGCAACAGCAACAGCAGCAACAACAACAGCAACAGUCUGCGCUGCACCAACAGCAGCAGCAACAGCAGCAACAACAGCAGCAGCAGCAACAACAGCAACAGCAACAACAGCAGCACCAUCAACACAUGCAGGCCGCGCACCACCAUCACCAGGUAGGCGGACACGUCGUCGGCGGUCAGCUGCAGCUGCCGUCCCCGAACAACAACAACUCGUCGUCGGCCAACAAGAACCAGAACGUGGACCGCGUCAAGCGGCCAAUGAACGCGUUCAUGGUGUGGUCGCGUGGACAGCGCCGCAAGAUGGCCCAGGAGAACCCGAAGAUGCACAACUCGGAGAUCAGCAAGAGGCUGGGUAGCGAGUGGAAGAUGCUGACCGAGACAGAGAAACGGCCGUUCAUCGACGAGGCUAAGCGAUUGCGCGCCGUGCACAUGAAAGAACACCCGGACUACAAGUACCGGCCAAGGCGCAAGACAAAGACUUUGAUGAAGAAGGAAAAGUAUCCGUUACCGGGAGGUGGAGGCCCACUAUCCUUGGGAGGUGCUGGCGGACAGCCGUGCGACAACUCCGUUGGCGGCCGGAACGCCGUUGCUCAGGUAUCGGGCGUAACGCAGCAGCAGCUUAACAACAGCCGGGAUCUGUACCACCAGAUGAACGGUUACAUGCCCAACGGCGGAUUUGGCAUGCACCACGACCCUAAUCCGUACGCGCAACAGCCGUCACCGUAUGCAUCUCACAUGGCCGCCGCGUCUCAGGCCGCCGCGAGUUACCGGUACGACAUGCCGCAGAUGAACAACAACGCGGCAGCGGCCGCGUCCAUGCACUACUUGAACGGCAGCUACAACCUGUACUCGGACAUGAACCAGUACCAACAGGGGCCGCCGUCCACGUCGCACAGCCCGGACAGCAUCAAGUCCGAGAGGAUCUCGCCACCCGUCCAGUCGGGCGGACACUCGCCCAGUCCUAGGCUGUGCCAGCAACAGCAGUUGCACCAGCAGCAACAGCAACAACAGCAGCAACAGCAACAGCAGCAGCUGGGUGGCAACGAUCUGCUACGCAUGUACAUGCCGCUCGAGUCCAGGCUGUCGGCUGCCGCCCAGGGACACCAACAGCCCGGCGGUCACAGCCACCCGUAUCUGUCGCACAGCCAGCAACAGAACCUCGUGCAGCAGACCCACCCGCACUCCAUGUCGCCCGAUCUCCAGAUGGGCCACUUGGGCCAUCACAUGUAAGCGACGCGUCGGCCAGCCAGCCAGCCAACCGUUUACAUGCCGCCGCCGCAGCUUCCUCCGCAUCGCCGUCGACAUCAUUCUCCUCAACGUCCACGAGCGCCGACUGCACGGACAGCCCACGAAGGACAGCGCCGCGCGCUCAUGUAAGCCAUAUAAAAAAAACCAAAAACGAUAAAAAAUUUUUAAAAAAAAAUUAUUAAAAACUUAUUAUAUACAUUUAACCGGCGCAAACGGCGGGCAAACAUUGGUCUUGUUCCGCGAUCUUUUUCCCGCCGUUGAUGAUUUUUUUUUUUUAUAAAUAACAUUGUCAUAAUAACGAUUAACAUAACUUUUUAAUGUGUUAUACUUGCCCAAGUCGCAAGUAGUAGAUGUGUCAGAAUAAUGACGAUUAUUUUUUUCCUACCUUUUUUUUAAAUUUAUAAUUUUGAUUAUUUUUCAAUUAAUUGUUUUUGAAAAACAUAAAUGCGUGUCGGCCGCCUGAACCAUAAUAUUUAUCAUAAAAAAACCAAUGUUUUCGAAAUUUGUAAAAAAAAAAAAAAUGAAAAAAUAACUCCGCUUAACGAAAAAAAAAAAUAAUUAAAAACCGAUGACAUUUUCGUCUAGUCUCCUGUGUAAUAAUUGAUAAUAAUAUUUUCCCGUUAUUGUUAUUAUGUGCAAAGACGUGUCGAAAAUUAACGUGCAUAAUAAUAUUAUAUUAUGCGUGUAUUGCGAUAUUUAAUAGUACGCGUGAUUCUUCCCCAUCACCCGCCGCGGGAACAAUUUUGAUUCGAACGCACACGAAACGACUCUUUUAUGUAUCUAUACAUUUGCUUUGUACAUAAAAGUGUAUUUUUUUUUCUUGACAAAAAGAAAACAAUUUAAAUAAAACGCUAUACCACCGUCCCCCGCGUACACCUUUAAAAAUAUAUUUACAUUAGGUGUAAUAUAUUAAUAUUAUUAUAAUAUUAUGUGAAAAAUGCGCGCAAGUGAACAAUAAUUAUUAUUUAUAGGUACCUAAUUAAUACCUACAUAGUGUUUCGGCCGAGUCUGCGGCGCGGAGCCGUCCGAGAUUGUGCCAUAAACUUAAAAUCGAAAAUAAAAACGCACACACACACACAUACACGUCAUACAAAAAUUUGUAAUUUGUAAUGUUCAAAAACGAGAAAAAGCUCGCUACCUCUCCAUAUAUCGAAAUCCGUCCUACCCGCCGAAUUCCUCCUCACGACAACAUCACCGUAGUAGUAUUUCAUAUAAUAAUAUUAUAUUAUGAUCGCACGUCAAUUAAAAUGUCGUAUACAUACUUUCCAGUGUGUGUGUGUACAAUACAUGUACACAACAACAAUAAAUUUACGAAAACACACAACCUUCUUUGGCGGUGCAAGCCCCGUCAAAAUAUCCAUAGAUAUUUUAUUAUAAUAUAUAAAUUAUAAGGACUCACCGCUCGCUAUAAUUGCGGCGUGUACUACAUUCAUAACACUAUAAUAUCGUUAGGUAUAUAUUAUUAUAUUAUAUUGUAUGCGAUAACAUCGACGGUCAGACAACACGCACACAGACUUACGGCGCGUAAUCCGGUAAAACAAACGGAAUAAUAAAAUAGAAAAAAACCGAAUAAAACACGAUAAUAAUAAUAAUAAAAAUGAAAAAAAAACUGGUUACCCGUCAUCCUCUCCUCUGGUCGACGCCGCCGCUGACGCCCGGGGUGAGAGAGAGAGAGACGCAGAACGAAUAAUGUGUAAAUGUAUACCUCUAUAUAUACAUUAUAUUAUUAUUAUUAUUAUUAUUAUUAUGGAUAAUAUGUUGUAUUCAAUUAGUGAUGUGUUUUAUUACUUUAUUUUUUUUCCCCGAUUUUCAAACGAGAUCGUUAGACGCGGGGCGUGGAAGGUGUCUCUUACACGCAAACACAAAACAAACCGCCUUAAACCGCGGCGAUUUGUUGUCAAACACAUCGGCCGGCGAACUCGAUUGUUAACCCGUGUAAGUGAUGGGUAUCGAAGUCGUCGUCGUCGUAUCACCUGUUCGAGCGUCAUUUCGCGGCCGUCCGACGGCAUUUUUCCACAAAAAGUCUCUCACUGCACACGUCGCCUUCCGAUUCUUUUCCGUCGCAAGACGAUAAAAACGCGUGUGCUCUCGUCGCGUUUGUCCGUUUCGUGUUUGUCAUUUUCGUUCCGACAAAAUUACUGCUGAAAUACCCGACAAGAUCGGCUGGUCCCGAGACGGCGAGACGCCUCUGUAUAAAAUAUAAUAUAAUACUAUUUACAAUUUAUUAUCGUCCAUUAAUUCCCAUCAUCCAAAACCACCUGGCUAAUAUCCGAUUUCAUCUGCAACGACGACGAUCGUAUUUUUUUUUUCAUUCUCGCCGUUUACACAAGUUCGCAUAAUAUUAUUAUUAUGCCGUACCUACCACCCGAAUAAUAAUAACAUUAAUGGUUUUAAUAGAGCAAUAAUAAUUAUGAUAUAAUAUUAUUUUUACGUUGGCUGCCGACACUCCGUCGGUACACACAGCCUGCGAAAGAGAAUAAUAUUAUAUUGUUGUUUCGUUUCAAAUUUUUUUCCAUCAUCUCUAUUUUUACCAUUAUUGUUAUUAAACUAUAGUCUUAUACGUCCCAAGUUUUCGGUUAUCUCUGCGCUUAUCGACAAUAAUGUUUGCGUCUAAUCUAGCGUUGUAUUUUAUGGCGCAAGUACCUAUAUAAUAUACUGCAGACGUAUUAAUCUUAUAAACUCGGUACCAGCGAUUUUAUACGCGCGGUUGCCGCCGUACGAGAAUCGCUAUUACCGAGCGUUAUAUUAUGGUGUUUUUGAAAUUCCAAUAUUAUUGUUGAUAGGUACAGGUAUAAGAUACACGAAAACCGAUUUUAAAAGUACUCGCCGCAACCACCACCCUCGGAGGUCCCAUAUAACCACCACCCGUCAUGAUCCGAUACAAGACCAUUAUUAUAAUUUUUUUUCUGUUUUUCCGAUUUAUAUAAUACGAUUCCAUCUAACCCGUUGGUUUUUCUUUUUUUUUUCUUUUUGUGUUCCCGCCCUGAACGUGUAGACGUUAAGUAUAUCGUUGUCCAUAUCAUAAUAGGUAGAACGAUAUACUUAAAGUCCACGGUUCAGUCAAUCGUACGAUAUGCUCGUUGCAGUGAUCAUUCACUCGCGGGCUGAUUGGCCGCGGAGAGCGAAAAAAGAAAAAAACCACAAAAACCAAACACACAAUAUAACUUAAUAAUAGGUACUAGGUAGGAAUACCUAACCUAACCUAACCUAACCUACCCUAGGAUACCUAACGCAAAAUUAUGACGUGCGAUCGAUAGAACAUCACCAACAUAAUAUUAUUGUAACGUGAUCCAGUCGUGUUUCUUUGUUUUUUUUUGUUUUUAUUGAGUUUUUAUUAUAAUAGCGUACACGUCCACCGUGCCGACGUUUAUUGAAAUUUUUUCUAUAGUUGUAUUUUUACUCUGUUCACAAUAACUUAGUGUGAUGUAUUAUUAUUAUUUUUACUAGAAUGUCGUUCGUUCUUAUA